AUGGUGUGGGAGCAGCUACGGAGGGCGAAGCCGCUGUUUGUGAUCGCAGGGCCGAACGUGCUGCAGGGGAGAGAACAUGCUCUGAGAGUGGCAGAGAAGAUCGCCGACAUCCGAGCCAAGAGAGGUCUCGUCAUGAUCUUCAAGGCCUCGUUCGACAAGGCAAACCGAACCUCAUGGGGCAGCUACCGAGGACCAGGCCUGCAUGCGGGCCUCGAGAUCCUCAGGGACGUGAAGUCGGCAUUCGAUCUGCCCAUCAUCACCGACAUCCACGAGACCCAGCAGGCUGAGGAGGUUGCGAGUGUGGCAGAUGUGAUUCAGAUCCCUGCAUUCCUGUGCAGACAGACAGACUUGUUGGUAUCUGCAGCGAAGACAGGAAGAAUCAUUCAUAUCAAGAAGGGACAGUUUGCAUCUGCUACGGUCAUGCGAGAGGCGGCGAACAAGAUUCUUCGAGCUGGGAACGACAAGGUCAUGCUCUGCGAGCGUGGGACGAGUUUUGGAUACUCAGACCUCGUGGUUGACCCAAGGAAUCUGGUUUGGAUGAAGGAGAGCGGUCUUCCUGUGGUCUUGGACGUCACGCACAGUCUACAACAGCCUUCUGCUAACAUCGUAGAGCUUUCCAACGGGGUGAAGGUGAUGAGAGCUGAUUCGCCUCCCCCCAUGCUUGGUCGUGUCGCUCAGCCACCCUGGCAGUCAGUCGUCAGUGGAGCAUCGAGCGCGAGUAUGAUCCCGGAGCUCGGGUGCAUGGCGGCGGCUCUUGGGGUGAACGGCAUCUUCAUUGAGGUUGAUGAGGAUCCGUCCAAGGCCCCAUGCGAUGGGCAGCUGCAGUGGCCUCUCGAAAGACUAGAACCGCUCUUAGAAGCGUGGAUGCACAUUGCUAUCGCCAGAACCCUCUUGUGA
This is a messenger RNA of Guillardia theta CCMP2712, 897 nucleotides long. RefSeq lists its product as hypothetical. The transcript has 10 exons. Gene Ontology annotation, biological process: monosaccharide biosynthetic process. NCBI's taxonomy places the organism in Eukaryota, Cryptophyceae, Pyrenomonadales, Geminigeraceae. Bases 1 to 897 code for a protein of 298 amino acids. Gene Ontology annotation, molecular function: 3-deoxy-8-phosphooctulonate synthase activity. Gene Ontology annotation, cellular component: cytoplasm; cytosol. The record is from RefSeq and is a predicted model, not a curated record.